Molecule: messenger RNA, 1752 nt
Organism: Solea senegalensis (Senegalese sole)
Lineage: Eukaryota; Metazoa; Chordata; Actinopteri; Pleuronectiformes; Soleidae
Exons: 2
Coding region: 56-1093 (345 amino acids)
Source: RefSeq, a predicted model, not a curated record
UCUGAAAAAGUGGGAAGAUGAAUGUGAAACGAGAGAAAGGAGACAAGUGUGCAAAAUGAUAACAUGUAUGAAAGUUGAUAAGAAAGACAAAGGAAGUGAUUUUGAACCUAAGAGUAAAAAGAAUUCUCUCUAUCCUAAACUGACAGGGUGCGGUCAGAGCUCUCUGGUUGAUGACGCUUCCUGGUCCCUCCCUCGAAGACGCCCCCCUCCAGAUGCAAUGGCUCCGCCUUCGGUUCCUCCUCCAUACAACGCCUCAUCUGCCACGUCAUCACCGAUGUCAUCCACAUCCUCUUUCAUGAACACUCCCUCACCAGGCUCCAGUGUCCUCACCUCCUCCUCCCUCUCCCCUCCAAUUGCAGCACGCCCCAGACAACAAUCAGAUUCAGCUCUUACGAUGCCAAUGGUGCAAGUUAUGGGUCCGGAUGGAAAUCCAGGUUUUGUCUACCGCCCAUGGACAACUCAGGACCUGAUUGAUGCAGCAUCACACCUCCCAAAGCCUGCACAAGGUGGCGCUGCCAUGGCACGAGCCUAUGUUCAGUUCAUCAAAGAUUUCACACCAACCUCAGGCGAAAUCCAGAGAGUCAUGAUGAAAUACAUGAAACCAUCUGAUUUCUCCAAGGUGAAAGACAUUUUCCCAAGAGAUGGUGACUUCAGACCACAAACGGUGAAUUGGGACACUAAUGACAAUGCUGAUCUAGCAGACCGACAGUAUCAGGACUUUGUCACACAAUUAGGACUGAAAUUGGUUGAGGUUUCCCCUGCUCACUGUGACCUUGUUAAAGUGAAUGCCUGCUGUCAGAAGGAAGAGGCAUGCAGAGGGGACGCAGGCCAUGGCAAGGAGAGAGAUCAGGUCCAAGAAUGGGACCACCACCAGGUUACGAUGUGUGAUUCCUGUGUGGCACUAAAGGACAUUGGGCAAAGGAUUGCACACAAUUCCGAGGCCGAGGCAGAGGAAGAGGUGCUCCACCUAGAGGCAGAAAUGACCGUUGGCAACAAUCAUCUGACUGAUCUGAGAGACGAGGGAGGGGAGGACCAGAUGCGUGCGUCACCCAGACAGCCUACCCUGAACCUUCAGAAAAGCUCUCUGAUGUAAAGAAACAGGUGAUCGCAGCCCUCCCUGUUCCAGCCAGUGGUCCCCUGCACCAGCUCGAACCAGGUGACUUUGUGGUCAUAAAAGACUUCAGGAGGAAGUCGUGGAGGAACAGGAGGUGGCAAGGUCCGUUCCAGAUCCUGCUGACAACCCACACUGCUGUGAAGGUCGCUGAGCGGGCUACCUGGAUCCACGCCAGCCACUGCAGAAAGGUUCCAGCACCCCCUGCUGGUUCUCCUGGAAAACUACAAACUCCAGAGGCUGCUAAGUAAGACUUUGCGUUUGCAACAGGCACGCAGGCGACCAAGGGUCUGAAGAAAGAAGACAACAAGUGGCGUGCAGACGUAGUUUCUGUGUCACCUUCGUGGGCGCAAGAAGACCUACACCACACCACACCCUACACGUGUAGACUGCUACAAACGCUAUGACACAUACACAAAAACUGAUCCUUACUCAGGAUGCUUUCAUCCACAAAAACAGCUUGCAACUUUUACCUUAAGGUUUUCCAUUGAAUUGUAUUCUGUGUGACGACUGAUCGUAAACCAGUUGGAAUGCUCAGUCUGAAGUUUUGAAUACUGUUCUUUUCUCAUAUUUGAUUGUCAUCUGGGAUUUGUUGUGUUAUAUUGUGUGUGCAUAUUUUGUUGCUUCUAUUGUUGAUUGUG